GAUAAUCCUCAGAAUAGAUUCUUAACUCACUCAAUCUUAAUUACAAGAUUAAAAUAUUCUCUGAAACAUAAAGAAGGCGAAGAAAGAGUUUGGCAUCAUUCCGACAAUCAUUUUCCACCACAAUUCUGGAUCUUCAAUUCGCAUCAUUUUCUCCAUUUUCUUAAUUUUCUUCUUCAUCAACAUCAUCCAACAUCUUUUUCUGCUGAUACUUUCAUUUUCUUUUCCUUCGUCAUCAUCUCUUAAUCUCUUUUAAUCUAAUCCAAGUUUUUAAUCUGCAAAGAAAAUCCAUUUUUAUUGGUUCAUUUUUCCAAUUAAAACUCUAAUCAAAAAUGGAUGAUAAAGAAAAGAGAAAAGCCGAAGUUCGAGCUCGUCUCGAACAGGCCGCGGCCGCGUCCAAGAAGAAACGUGGAUUCAUGACCCCGGCUCGAAAGAAGAAACUUCGAAAUCUUUUGAGGAAAAAAGCGGCUGAAGAAUUGAAGAGAGAACAAGAGAGAAAAGCCGAAGAACGAAAGAAAAUAAUUCGAAAGAGAACUGGUGAACCAAAGAGACUCGAUGAUUCGAAUGAAGCUCAACUUCAAAGAGUAGUUAAGGAGUAUUAUGAGAGAAUCUGUGGUCUCGAAAGUGAAAAAUAUGAUAUCGAAUAUGAUGUAUCGAGAAAAGACUUCGAAGUCCGUGAACUAAUGGCCAAAGUUAACGAUGUUCGAGGAAGAUUUAUUAAACCUCCGCUCAAAAAAGUCUCAAAAACUGCUCAACAAAUGGAAAAGAUUCGUAUGUUCACUGCCAAAGUAUCGCAAAUGGAUUAUCGUUCUGGCCUUAAACAGAUCAAGAAAUACGAUCUUAAAGACCAAGAAGAAAAGGAAAAACCUGAAUGGGCCGCUGGUCAAAAGGAGAAAUCAGUGGCCUCCGAUAAAACUGAAGGUUGACCAAAAUUCAUCUCAAUUCUGGAAACGAUUCACUUUCAUCAUCUUUUCAUUACUUUUCUCCUGAUUCUCAAUAAUUAUCUCCUACAAAUUUAGUUCUAAAUCCAUCAAUCUAUUCAUCCCUGAAAAUUGAUUGUCAAUCACAAAUAAUCAUAAUGGAAACUAAUUAAACCGAUUGGAAUCACAGUCCAUCCUCA
Panonychus citri (citrus red mite) is the source of this 1117-nucleotide messenger RNA. RefSeq names its product troponin I-like. Bases 330 to 923 code for a protein of 197 amino acids. The transcript is spliced from 6 exons. Lineage: Eukaryota; Metazoa; Arthropoda; Arachnida; Trombidiformes; Tetranychidae. Gene Ontology annotation, cellular component: troponin complex. The record is from RefSeq and is a predicted model, not a curated record. Gene Ontology annotation, biological process: muscle contraction.